Messenger RNA from Aphanomyces astaci, 1083 nucleotides. RefSeq lists its product as hypothetical. Gene Ontology annotation, biological process: positive regulation of TORC1 signaling; cellular response to amino acid starvation. Gene Ontology annotation, cellular component: Seh1-associated complex; nuclear pore outer ring. The transcript has 8 exons. Bases 20 to 1012 code for a protein of 330 amino acids. The record is from RefSeq and is a predicted model, not a curated record. Gene Ontology annotation, molecular function: structural molecule activity; protein binding. Lineage: Eukaryota; Oomycota; Saprolegniomycetes; Saprolegniales; Verrucalvaceae.
GCCGCUGGAACGAUCGACGAUGAAAUCCUUCCAUCGCUUCGCGUCGCAGCAUGGGGACUUUAUCCAUGAUAUGAGCUUUGACUUCUACGGAAAACGUCUCGCAACCUGCUCCUCCGACCGCAAAAUCAAGAUUUGGGAAAUCAUCGAUGGGCAAUGGCAGCUGCAAUAUGAAUGGACGGCACACCAAGCCAGCGUGUGGAAAGUCGCGUGGGGUCAUCCCGAGUUUGGCCAGAUUGUCGCGUCCUGUUCCUUCGACCGUACCGUGAUCGUCUGGGAAGAGUCGUUGUCGAAACCACCGUCGGCGGCGCCGCUCCCCCCGCAUGGCUCGAUGUCACUCUCCCAUCAUCCGUCCGACUCUGGUCCAUCGCAGUCCCAGCCGUGGACACUCCAAGCUCAAUUGACCGAUUCCCGUGAAUCCGUCCACGACGUCAAGUUCGCGCCGCGGCAUUUGGGUCUUCGAUUGGCCACUGCGUCUGCCGACGGGUACAUCCGCAUGUACGAAGCGGCGAAUCCAAUGAACUUGUCGGAAUGGACCCUUCCUGAAAACUUUUUGGCGGACGCAGAGGGUGCCACGUGUCUGUCGUGGAAUUCGAGUCGGUUCGACAUCCCCAUGUUGCUGGUGGGGGGCAACUCCAAGACGGCCAAAGUGUGGGGGUUCACUGUGGAGAAACAGUGGCACGUCAUCGCAGAACUCGCGGGGCACUCGGACGUCAUUCACGACGUCGCAUGGGCGCCCAACCUUGGCCGGUCGUGCCAUUGGCUCGCUACGGCCAGCAAAGACCGCACGAUUCGCAUUUGGAAGCUCAAGAUCAACCCGAACCGUCAAGAGCAGAGCGAGGUGGUUCAAGUGACCACGAAAGACCAUGGCGCGUUCGAGGUGUGGCGAGUGCAGUGGAAUGUGACGGGGACCAUGUUGGCGUCCACGGGGGACGACGGCACAGUGCGCAUGUGGCAACAAGACUACAAGCAUCAGUGGCAAUGUGUACACGCCGUGAGCGGAGACUUGGCCUAGAUAUAGUAAACCCAAGAGACCUUGUUAUAAGAACCCUUGUCACGACGACUUGGUUAUCCCAUCCUACUGAA